ACAAAAACAGAAUGAGUAGAGAAAAAUAUGAAAAAAUUUUUGAUGAAGUGAUCGAAUUGAAAAAGAAGAUAGCCAAUAUUGUGGAAAAAACAACACCGGUGACCGUAACAUAUAGAGUAGAAUCAUUCCUUAAGCACAUCAGAUUGAAUUGGAAAAGUUUUUUUGAAAUAAUCUCAACAUUAAAUACUGAACAAUCAUUAAAACAUUCUAAUAUUAUCGGUGAUAAUGAUUUUAUCCUUGUUUACCAUUCUGAUGCUAUUCGUAAAACUCUCGAAGUCAUACAAAAAACAUCCAAACAUGUUGUUUUCAAUUAUUUUUGGCUCAAAGCUUUAUCAUAUUGGUGGAAUGAAGUUCAACCUAAAAAUCAAGACAGUUGUUAUAGAAUUUUCGAUUCUGCUGAAUUUCCUUUAAUAUUAGCAAUCAAUCGGUUAUAUGUUGAUUAUUCAUUGAAAAAUGGCUCAAAAUCAAAGCUAGUUCAUAUGUUCCAUCAAUUGAAACGGUCAGCCAUUGAAUCUAUGGAAAAAAAUACGAUAAUAGAUGAGAAAACUCGACAACGAGCAAUUGAAAAACUCCGAAACAUCAUUGAUAUUAUUGGCUUUCCUGAAUGGCUUAUUAUUGAUGAACAUCUUGAUGAUUUUUAUGGAAUUCAUGGUUCUCUUGAUUCAUUGAUUGCACAUCAUUAUUGUAUUUCAUAUAUUCGACUAAUGAGAUACUUUAAAUAUCAAAUGUUUCGAAUAAUGAAAAAUAAGGAUUUCAGUUUUCGAGAAAUCAAUUUUUCCCCAUUAAUGGCUAAUGCUUUUUAUAACCGUCAUAGAAAUAGUAUUGAAAUUGAACCCACAUUAUUAAAAUUACCAUUGUUUGAUGCUGAACUUCCAUUUUAUGUGAAUUAUGCCAAACUAGGUUCUAUAAUUGCGCAUGAAAUUACACAUAGUUUCGAUAAAGAAGGUAUUAAUUAUGAUAAAAAUGGAGUUUUCCAAGAAUGGUGGACAAACAAAUCAUUGCGAAAUUUCGAAAAUAGAACACAAUGUUUUAUUGAACAAUAUAGAAAUUACAGUGAACAUUCAUAUGGACUCUGGCGAAAUAAUUCAACAUUGAGUGAAGAUAUUGCUGAUAACGGUGGUUUACGUCUUGCAUAUAUGGCAUAUCAAAAUGAAUUAAAAAGUGUUCCAAACCUUGGAAAGCAACCACAAUUAUUGCCAAGAUUAGUUGACAAAAAAAUGACUGUUGAUCAAAUAUUUUUUCUAUCAUUAGCCCAGAUAGAAUGUGGGGUUCUAACAAAUGUUCAAUUAAAAGAUUUGAUAAACAAACAUUACCAUUCACCACCAGAAUCUCGUGUCAAUUUAUGUAUGCAAAAUUUUGAUAAAUUCGCAGAAAGUUUCAAUUGUUCGAUGGGAUCACCAAUGAAUCCAAAAAAACGUUGUCUUUUAUGGUGAUGAUGACAAUUAUCAGAGUAAUUUUUG
Dermatophagoides pteronyssinus (European house dust mite) is the source of this 1460-nucleotide messenger RNA. RefSeq names its product neprilysin-1-like. The record is from RefSeq and is a predicted model, not a curated record. Gene Ontology annotation, biological process: protein processing. Gene Ontology annotation, molecular function: metalloendopeptidase activity. NCBI's taxonomy places the organism in Eukaryota, Metazoa, Arthropoda, Arachnida, Sarcoptiformes, Pyroglyphidae. Gene Ontology annotation, cellular component: plasma membrane.